AUGUCUAAGCCACCACCAAAAGCGAAAUCUGGUAUUGGCAGUGUGAAGGAAUACAAUGUGCGCUUAGCAAAGACUGGGAUAGUCCAUCAUGGCAUGGGUUUCAACGCCAACCUUAAUGUGAACUUCGACAAAUGGGAUGAGGUCACUAUUCAGAGGGAGAAUAAUUGGGAGCAAUCGCGUCCCAAGGAGGAGGAGCAACCCAGGUACGGCCCAGGCACGGCUUACAACGGGGGACGCAAGAGGUUCCGUAAAACCAGUCCCCCGAAAAAAUAUCGAGCCAAGGAUCAGCCAUGGAUACUGACUGUGGGCGGCAAGCAGGGCAGGCAGUACAAAGGCAAUCGCGAAGAAGAGCGUGGAAACUUGUUCCUCUUCUUGCAGGCCAAGGAUGGAUGGAUCGACGCCUAUCCGAUUAAGGACUGGUACAACUUUCAACGCAUUCCAACCCACAAGACGCUCUCUGCGGAGGAGGUUGAGGAGAUAUUUGCACGGCGCAAGAGGGGCGGCCACGAUACUGAUAGCUAUUACUUCUCGCAAAUCUUACGGAAGCGAUUGCGUGGCAACGACGAGGAAGAGGAGGGGGACCAGGAGGAGGAAGAGGGGGAGGAUGGACGCAAUCCUCAGCAGAACGGUCCACCGGAGGAGUACGAGCCAGUGCGAAAAGAGAACUCCGACUCCGACUAUUCCGAUAUUGAGUCCGAGUUGAACUGGUACGACAGGAAGCCAAACAACAGAGACGUUGGCCGAAAAGGGAAACAGCACGAACUUGGGGUGAACAAGGAUGACGACGACCCCGAUGAAGGGUCAGACGAUAGCGAUGACGAGUCGGACGAUAGUGAUGAUGAGUCGGACGACAGCGAUGAUGAGUCAGACGACAGCGAUAGUGAAUCGGACGAUGAGGAGGACUCGGACGACUCCGAUAGCAGCUCCGCUGAGGACGAGUAA
Scaptodrosophila lebanonensis is the source of this 942-nucleotide messenger RNA. Its product is annotated as general transcription factor IIF subunit 1-like. Gene Ontology annotation, biological process: transcription initiation at RNA polymerase II promoter; positive regulation of transcription elongation by RNA polymerase II. NCBI's taxonomy places the organism in Eukaryota, Metazoa, Arthropoda, Insecta, Diptera, Drosophilidae. Gene Ontology annotation, cellular component: nucleus; transcription factor TFIIF complex. Bases 1 to 942 code for a protein of 313 amino acids. The transcript has a single exon. Gene Ontology annotation, molecular function: DNA binding; RNA polymerase II general transcription initiation factor activity; TFIIF-class transcription factor complex binding. The record is from RefSeq and is a predicted model, not a curated record.